This is a messenger RNA of Spodoptera exigua (beet armyworm), 2707 nucleotides long. NCBI's taxonomy places the organism in Eukaryota, Metazoa, Arthropoda, Insecta, Lepidoptera, Noctuidae. The record is from the annotation of a GenBank genome assembly.
CCGCAUGUGUUUCACGCCUCUCCAAGUUCCGAUCGCGUUGACCGUUCCAAAUUUUGAAUUUCGCUGGAACUUAGCUGUGUUUGUGUGUUAACGCGUGCAUUGGGAAUUAUUUUGAAAUCCCAACACGAUGGACGGCUGUCAGUAAUACAGUGUUUGUGAAUAUAUUAGUUAUUGCAAAGACUGACUAGUGUUAUUCAGUGUUCAAGUGAGUACCUAAAAUGGAGGCUAAAACUCACAUAUUGGCGAUCGCCGCACUCCUUAUAAUUGCUGCCUCAUGGUGCGAGGGUGCCCGAGAUGCGACUUGUCCCCGAAUCUGUGGCCCUUCACUGCAGAGCGAGCCAGUCUGCGCAACUGACGGAUACAUCUACCCUUCUCUUUGUGAGAUGCGAAAGAAGACUUGUGGAAAAGGAGUACGCCUAGCCCAAGAUCAAACAUCUUGCUCUCGAGCUCAAGGGUCUAAGUGCGAACAUCGGUGUACAUCUGAGAGGGACCCCGUAUGCGGUACCAAUGGCAGAACUUACCUCAACAGGUGUAUGCUGCAAGUUGAGAUCUGCAGAGUCGGCAUCGGACUCUCUCAUUUGGGAGCAUGCAACAACAUCAGUGCUCACAGGGAAAACUGCCCCGUCGAUUGUUCCCAAGCGCCCCUCGAUGGACCCAUUUGUGGUUCUGAUGGCAAUGUAUACAAAAGUACUUGUCAAAUGAAAUUGUUAACUUGUGGGCAAGGUGUAGUCCGAACAAACAAAAAACAUUGCCAGACUACUCGGCACUGCCGCGAGUCUUGCUGGCGUGUUGCCAGACCAACUUGUGGCUCUGAUGGCAAGCUGUAUGCCAACGCUUGUAGGAUGAAAGCUAGUAACUGCGGAAAACACGUCUUUGAAGUCCCAAUGGCGUUCUGUGUGUCUCAAGAAAGGACGUCAGGAGGAGAAUCUUGCCCAAAGGACUGUAUUGGACAGAAGGAGAAGUUGGUGUGCGGUUCUGACGAAAUGGUUUACAGGAAUGAGUGUGAAAUGAAGAUGUUGAAUUGCGGUAGUGUAAGCAACAGGAAGAUUGUGAAGAAAGUUGACAUGGAGAAGUGUCGUGGCAAGAUGAACCGAUGCAUGAAGGUCAAGUGUCCUGCUGAUGUAGACCCUGUGUGCGGUACUGACCAGAAGGUGUACACCAACCCAUGCUUCUUGAAGGUCGCUACUUGUCUGAAAGGAGUGCAACUGGCUCAUUUUGGAAACUGCACCUUACUGCCUCGGUUCAAGGAGGAUUGUCCCGAUACCUGCGAGAAUGUAGUCGAGCAACCAGUCUGCGGUUCCGAUGGAAAUGUGUACAAAUCUGAAUGCGAGCUCCGCCUAGCUACCUGUGGACAGCAUGUUGUUCCUGUAGCUGCCUCCCACUGCCGUACCACUGCACUCUGCCACGAGGAGUGUCCUGACACGCCUGCUUUCAUCUGCGGAUCCGACAACCGAUUCUACAAGAACGAGUGUUUGAUGAAGAAAGAGAACUGCGGCAAACACGUGUUCGUUGUACCACUGAAGCGGUGCCUGGCUCGCUUCCAAUACUCGGGCUGCGCCCGCGUGUGCCCGCCUGAGUACGACCCCGUGUGCGGUACAGACGACAAGACUUACUCCAACAAGUGCUUCCUCGAGAUGGAGAACUGCCGGUCUAGGAGUCUGGUGCAAUUGAAACACUUGGGCACAUGCACAGAACCCAUCGCGGAAGAACCGAAAAACUAUCUAUAUCGAUAAACGAAUCGAUUAACAGUCAUAUCGAUUAAUCGCUUUUCUUUCCAUAAUCGUACUCUCGGGAUUGGAAUCCCACUUAUUAGUGCCAACUUUUUAUAAGUAAAAAUAUACUGUAAAAUAAUGUAAGCGACCAAUCUUCGUCUUCCAAUUUAUAAAAUUUAAGUUUCAUAUUAACGUUCAUAGGUUAAUCGAUUAAAAAUCGAUAAGGGAUCCACACUAUACAAUCGCAAACUUCUUCGUAUUGGGAUUUUGAUAGUAGAUAACGGUAUUUGGAUCUUUCUGCUUCACAUAAGUUAGUGUGGAAAUCCUUAAUCGGCUCAUAAUCGAGUAAGAAUCGAUUAAGCUAUGCUAAUUCGACCACUCCAUUGCUAAACGGAUCAGUACAAAAAUUCGAACACACAAUAUGGCAGACAUUUGUAAUUCUUUUAGGUUAUAUAAUUAAGUGAUUUUAGUUAUAAUUUUCGACUGUCUAUUUAUUCUAUUAUUUAUUUCCGUGCGUAGUAGAUUUAAGGUUAUAUUUCGUUUUGUAAAUAACUAGUGAAUUUCUCGACAUAUUUAUUGUUUUUGCUAAGAAUCGAUGCAUUUAGAAGAAGACUUAUUAUUUUAACAUUUAUGACAAUAAGUUUUUUUUAUAUAUAAAAUUAAUUGGUGACAGUUGUGUGCGUUUGCCGCCUGGUAUUUGAAGCAUUCCAUUUUUAAAAUAACUGUGUCAUGGAAUUUUCUUCUAAGUAAAUAUUUGUAUAAUUUGCUCAAAUAUUAACAAACAUACAAUACAUAAUAUAUGCAUAUGAAUAUGAGUACUUGUAAUCACUUUAAACAAUGAGUUAAAAACUUUGACGUAUGAUUUUUAUUUACAUUAAAAAGCAAAUUUAAAUGAAUCAGUUAUUUUAAAAUCAUUCAUUAAUUCUACGCUGUCGAUAAUUUUAAAAAUAGAAUUAGAUUUACGUAUUUAUUGUUUAACUUUUAGUAUAAAUUUU